ACUUGGCAACGCAAGGACGCUUCUUGUACGUUUUUUUUUACUCAACCUUAAAUUUUGUUUCAAUUCAGAUUUUGAGAAGAAUAAAUUCAACUCGAAUCGGACUACAUCUUUUUGAUCAAGUACACACUGUAAAAUCACUUAAAACAAAAUGUCAAUCGGAGUCCCCAUCAAAGUGUUGCACGAAGCCGAAGGACACAUUAUCACCUGUGAAACAAAUACCGGUGAAAUUUACAGAGGCAAAUUGGUCGAAGCCGAAGAUAAUAUGAACUGUCAAAUGACUAAUAUAACCGUAACUUACAGGGAUGGUAGAGUUGCUCAACUGGAAAAUGUUUACAUCCGUGGAUCAAAAAUUCGUUUCCUAAUACUGCCUGACAUGUUAAAAAAUGCACCCAUGUUUAAAAGACAGGGUGCAAAAGCUGCCAGUUCUGCUGCUGCAUCAGGAAGAGGAAAAUCUGCCAUUCUCAGAGCACAAGCUGCACGUGGAAGAGGAAGAGCUCGAGGUGGAAGUUCAAGAGGCUGGACACCAGGUGGUGGAGCUCCUCCAGGCAGAGGAAGAGCUGCACCUCAAAAGUUUGAAGUAUACUCCAUGGGAUGGAUCGAUCAAGUCAACCUUCAGGACUUGAAAGUAAACGUUGCCCCAUCGGGUGGACCUAUCGCAGUGGUCAGGGACGACACGAAGUUAACACCUGUUCAAACUUCAGGAAAACCUAUAAUUUUCAUUUUUUCGCCAUCAGGGGAAUUAAAAUCAACAAUCAAAUGGAGUGGUGGAAAAAUUGUGGAAAUAAACUGGUCUUCUUCAGAAGAGCUUCUUUGUAUUCAGGAUGAUGGCAGUGUGUCUGCUUAUGACAUAUUUGGAAACUACCAAAAUUCCUUCCAAAUGGGUCAAGAAGCUAGAGAAAUGAAAAUUAUUGAUGCUAGGACUUUUUCUUCUUCCACUGGUACUGGUCUGGUAGUAUUGACCACAAACUUCAGAUUUUUUGUUGUAAACAACAUAAAAGACCCAAGAAUUAGGCGAUUUCCAGACAUUCCAGGUGUUAAUAUUGCACCUAGCUGCUGGACAGCAAUACAUGGUGAUGAUAGGCAGACACGAGUUAUAGUAGCCAAAGAGAAAGACAUUUAUCUCCUUGAUUACAGUGAGCAGCAUGUGACCCAAAAGAUUCCUGAGAUAUCUCACCAUCAUCUCUCUAUAGUUGCGAUGGCCGUGUCACCGUGCGGCAAACUAGUUGCACUACUAACCGAUGCCGGUGUGAUCUGGAUCGGUUCGUUUGAUUUUCGAAGGAAGUUCUGCGAACAUGAUGCCCAGUGUAUGUUACCAGCCGUCCAAUUGGUUUGGUGUGGAUCGGGUGCGGUGGUUUUGAAUCUCGGAUCUGUCCUGUUAGUUCUCUCGCCCAAUAGAGAUAACUUCACCUUAAUUUUGGAUUCCACUAGUCACGUUUGCCCGGAAGUAGAUGGGCUGCGCAUUAUUACCAAUAGUAGCCAUGAAUUUUUGCAAAAAGUCCCAUUACCGAAUCAAGAAAUUUUCCGAAUCGGAUCGAUGUCCCCCGGUGCCAUUCUCGUCGAGGCAUCAAGAGAGUUUCAGAAACGAUCUCAUCGGGCUGAAGAGUACAUUCGACUAGUAAAAAAUCAACUAGAACAAGCCGUGAUACAAUGCAUUCAAGCUGCUGGAAAUGAGUGGCAGCCGGGCGUUCAAAAAAUUCUGCUCCGAGCUGCCCAAUUGGGCAAAAGUUUCCUAUUUGACAAAGUCGAUUCAGAGCUCUUUGUCGGAAUGUGUCAGACAUUACGCAUUUUGAACGCAGUUCGUAACUAUAAAAUUGCUCUGCCGCUAACUUUUCAACAAUACGAGCAACUUGGAAAAACGGGUUUACUUAAUCGGCUCAUACUGCGACGCCAAUACAGCAUCGCCAUCCAAAUCUGUCAAUAUCUUCAGAUGUCUGAGGCUGAUGGCAUUCCACGCGUUUUAACAGAGUGGGCAUGUUACAAGAUCAAGCACGGACUAGGAAAACUGGAUGCAGAACAACUAGCAAGUGAAAUUUCUGCGAAACUUGGCACUGGUUCUAAAGUUUCAUACAGCAGUAUUGCACUCAAGGCAAUCGAAUGCAAACAAGAAAAAUUAGCAAUCAGGUUAUUGGAUUUCGAACACCGGGCUUCAGAGCAAAUUCCGUUGCUCCUGAAAUUGGGCCAAGAACCUCAGGCUCUGGCCAAAGCUGUGGAAAGUGGUGAUCCAAAUCUUAUCUACUAUGUGCUAGUCGUUAUGAAGGAAACCUAUUCUGCUGACAAAUUUUACAUGACCAUUCGUCAUUAUCCGUCUGUAAAUGCACUUUAUGCAAAAUUGUGCCGCACCAUUCAGAUGGGUUCGCUCGAACAGAUUUACGAGCAAGAAGACAAUUUCAAUGCCCAAGCAAUUCUCAGUGUUAAAGACAGCUAUCGCGCACAGAAACUUGAGAACAGGUCAGCGAUGCUAACAACUGCUGUGAAGCAGUACCGGCAGGCUAAAGCGGAGAUAGCUGCUAGUCUGACAGAAGAUCAGCUCAAAUUGCUGAAAAGCCAAUCAAGUUACGAAUCGAAAUUUGGCUGUCCGGUAAUUGAUGUUUCGUUAAAUGAUACGCUUAAAUUACUCAUGCGCCGAAGAGAUAUAAAAGAAACCGAAGAAAUGGUUAAGAAAUUCAAAGUUCCUGAACGGCGAUUAUGGUGGCUAAAAGUAACAACUUUCGCUGAAAUCGGAGACUGGGCCGAAUUGGAGAAACUGAGCCGACUUAAAAAAUCUCCAAUAGGAUACGAGCCAUUCGUCGACGUUUGUCUACAGUACAACAACGUCACCGAAGCGCAGCGCUAUUUACCGAAAGUGGAAGAGCAUCUUUCCAUCAAAUAUUAUGUUAAAGCCAAAAUGUAUACAGAGGCUGCUCAGAUCGCCUUUCAGCGCAGAGAUACGGAAGCAUUGCAUUAUGUUCAAUCCCGUUGUUCCUCCAACCGUGAUGCGGUCGACAUGAUUAACUCCUUAAUCGCUAAAUUAGCUAAUCCUUCAGAAAGCCAAAACAAACGUUAAUUAAUUGUUUCAUCUUAUUUCCUCGUCUAUUUCAGCACUACGUUUGCACGCCUCGUUUCCAAAACAUUUCCAAAUGACAAACUUGUUGUCAAAUAUAUGAUUAUAUGCUUAUA
This is a messenger RNA of Daphnia magna, 3156 nucleotides long. It is a transcript of the gene Vps16A, whose product is annotated as vacuolar protein sorting-associated protein 16 homolog. The coding region runs from base 149 to 3043 and encodes 964 amino acids. The transcript has 13 exons. Gene Ontology annotation, cellular component: spliceosomal complex; HOPS complex; endosome. Gene Ontology annotation, biological process: spliceosomal snRNP assembly; vacuole fusion, non-autophagic; endosomal transport. Gene Ontology annotation, molecular function: RNA binding; actin binding. NCBI's taxonomy places the organism in Eukaryota, Metazoa, Arthropoda, Branchiopoda, Diplostraca, Daphniidae. The record is from RefSeq and is a predicted model, not a curated record.